Cladocopium goreaui is the source of this 2610-nucleotide messenger RNA. Lineage: Eukaryota; Dinophyceae; Suessiales; Symbiodiniaceae. The record is from the annotation of a GenBank genome assembly.
AUGGCAGCACUGCGCAGUUUGAGCAGGAGCUUCCAGCGUGCCGCUCCGCUCUUCUCCCGGUAUGCUCCAGCUGCAUCCUUCAGCACAGCCCAGUUCAAGGUGUGUAUCAAUGGCGGCGCUGGAGGCAUUGGGCAGCCGCUCACCAUGCUGAUGGCCAUGAACGAAUCCGUCAAGGAGGUGUCAGUGCAAGACGUCAGCAUGGCCGCUGUGCCUCCUGCCGGAGUGGCCGCGGAUCUCGGGCAUCUGGAAUUCCCCAGUAAGGUCGUGGGCUAUGCGACUGACCCCAAAGUGCCUGCCACGGAACAGUUGGAAGCAUGUUUGACAGGAUGCAAUCUGGUGCUGAUUCCUGCUGGAAUGCCGCGGAAGCCGGGCAUGACCCGCGACGAUUUGUUCAACAUCAACGCAGACAUCGCCAAGGGCGUCGUGGAGGCAUGCGCCAAGUUCUGCCCUGAAGCCGUGGUUGGCAUCAUCGUGAACCCGGUGAACUCCAUCGUGCCUGCCAUGGCGGAGCUCUACAAGAAGAAGGGUUUGGAUCCAUUGAAAAUCGUGGGAGUGACUUCCUUGGAUAUUGUGCGCGCCAACAAAUUCGUGGCAGAGAUCACCGGCAAAAGCCCCGCGGACAUCGAAGUGCCAGUGAUCGGUGGCCACGCUGGGGUGACCAUCAUGCCGGUCUUCUCUCAGGACCCGAUCUCCGCCACCAUCUCCGCAGACAAGAUUCCAGCCUUGGACAAGCGCACGCAGGAUGGCGGGACUGAGGUGGUCGAGGCCAAAGCCGGCAAGGGCAGCGCGACCUUGUCGAUGGCCUACUCCGGCGCCCGCUUCGGCAACAAGGUGCUGAAAGGGAUGGCUGGAACGCCCACGGAUGAGUGCGCCUAUGUUGCGUCCACUGUCACAGACCUGCCAUAUUUCUCCUCCAAGGUGACCUUUGGUAAGACGGGUGUCGAGAAGAUUCAUCCGGUGGGAGCCUUGAACAGCUACGAGGAGGGCAGAUUGAAGGAGGCCCAGCGAUCGACAAGGGCUUGGAAUACAUCGCAGGGAAGUGAGCGAAAUUCCGGCGCGGUACAGCGGCCGCGCGCUGCACAGCCUGUGGCUGGUUCCAGGGGCGAAAACCCGGGGAACUUCUCCCCAGAAAAAGAGGAGGAAGUCCAGUCAUCACAGACGGUCUUCUGCUACUGCGCCAAAGGCAUUUCGCGAAGCUCGAGCCUGGUAAUUGCGCCCUUGGCUGCAGUGGUUCUGGCAGAGGUUUCCCUGCGGUCAGAGGAAGAGCAUGCAGAUCCAGCUACCAGGACCGAGCGAUCUCAGGAGCUGCCUCUGUUGGAUGAGGAGAGCAAUUCGCUCUUCCUGCUGUUACGGGGAAUGACCACAGUGAGUUUCUGUGAAGGCCCACCACCAUUGGCUUGGCUUCGGAGCAGAUUGGCCGCCAUCAUCGCCGCGAACCCCUGGCUCUCGGGCCACCUACGCCGAAACGGGGUGAACGACGCCGUGUCUCUCCGCUUCGACGCGGCGGGAGCCACCAGGGAGGUGCAGCUGCUGGGCUCUGUCAACAUCAGCAGCAGCACGCCCUACGAAGUCAUCAGCCAGCAGAUCAGUGGCAGCUGCGCGGAAGUUCGGCCUGGCCUUGUUUGCUUGCAGAAUUCCAGCGAGCCGCUGAUCCGUGUGUCCUUGUGUGAUGGAGGAUUUCGUGAUGAGUUUGCGCUGAUUGUCUCGAUUUCGCACAUCGUGGCUGAUGGGCACACUUACUACAAGCUCUUUGAAAUGCUGACACAGAACGUCGAGCUCACUUCUCUCAAUCCCCGCCGCAAGGUCCAUUUCAAUCAGAAGAGAAUUCAGGCUGUGGGACAGAGGCAGUACGACUUCAUCUACUCUCCGCAGUAUGUCUUGAACUGCCUCAGCGGCAAGCUGCUCUAUGGAAAGCCAAGAUGUCGGGCAUAUUUGGUGAACUCAGAGAGAGUUGCAGAAAUCAAGGCAUCACAGAUCAAAGAACAUCCAGAUGUGCCUUUUGUGUCUACGAAUGACGUGCUGACAUCACUCUUUGGAAGACUCAUUGACGCUCGGGUUUGUUCCAUGGCCAUCAACUUCCGAAAUCGCAUCGCUGGAAUUUGCGAGGAUGAUGCUGGGAACUACCAGGGCCUGCUAUGUCUCGGGCCCAAGGACUUUGCAGAGCCUGCAUCGAUCCGACGCCUUCUGCAGAGGGGCGGCACCACUGGUAUUUACCAUGAGAUAUCCAAUGGUGCCGAUGCUGUGACGCCUGCCCCUGACUUUUGGCAGACGUUGAAGUCCCGCCUGGCGGUCAUGACGAACUGGGCCUUCAAUCAGCCUCAGUUGGAGCAGUGUCGCAUGCUGCUGCACCUGCCACAUUUUGAUCUGGAGGAGGUCAACUCGGACAUGGCAGUGAUCUUCCGGCCCCGGGCAGGUGAGCUUGCGGUUCUUACCUUUCUGAAGGACUUGGACAUGGAUGAGCUCGUGAAAGAAGCCGAUGGCAUCUUAGGGCGGCCCUUGUCACCCGAAGUCUUUCGAGAAAAGAAGUCCGGCUGCGGCCUGCACGUGUUGCAAUGGGUGCCAUUGUUGUUUGGAGAAAGGCUUCAAAUUUAUGGUGUCCAACAUAAUUAG